Messenger RNA from Exophiala xenobiotica, 1998 nucleotides. RefSeq lists its product as uncharacterized. Bases 58 to 1764 code for a protein of 568 amino acids. The record is from RefSeq and is a predicted model, not a curated record. The transcript has 8 exons. NCBI's taxonomy places the organism in Eukaryota, Fungi, Ascomycota, Eurotiomycetes, Chaetothyriales, Herpotrichiellaceae. Gene Ontology annotation, molecular function: carbohydrate:proton symporter activity. Gene Ontology annotation, biological process: carbohydrate transport; transmembrane transport. Gene Ontology annotation, cellular component: membrane.
CUUUAUUUUUCCAGCGCCUUUGUUCGCUGCACUCAACUUGUCUUGGAGCAUUGCAAGAUGGCGCCAGCAGUCAAGACUUCGCAAUUCAGCGAUGCAGCCCUUCAACACCGUCUUGAGUUGACAGGCAAGGCCGGUCCGCAGGCGUUGCUCAAGAAUAUCCGCGUCUUCGGCCUUACAUGCUUUGCUUGCAUCGGCGGUCUUCUUUAUGGCUACAAUCAAGGUGUUUUCAGUGGUGUUUUGACCAUGAAUUCCUUCAAUAACCAUAUGGGCGACUAUGUCAGCAACACGACCAAAAAGGGCUGGCUCACUUCCAUUCUAGAGUUAGGAGCUUGGACCGGUACCCUGUACUCUGGCUUCCUCGCCGAGAUCAUCUCAAGAAAAUAUGCGAUCCUCGUUAACACUUGUAUCUUCAUCCUGGGUGUCAUUAUCCAAUGCACAGCAACCUCAGCCGGACACUCUGCCAUUCUCGGAGGCCGUUUUGUGGUUGGUAUGGGCGUUGGCUCGCUUUCCAUGAUCGUCCCAAUGUACGUCGCUGAGUGUGCGCCACCCGAGCUGCGUGGCUUGCUCAUUGGUAUGCAACAAUUUGCCAUCGAGUUCGGCAUCAUGAUCAGCUUCUGGAUUGAUUACGGCACCAACUACAUCGGAGGAACUGGCAAAGGGCAGUCCGAUGCUGCAUGGCUUGUGCCUCUUUCUCUUCAACUGGCUCCGGCUCUGAUCUUGUUGACUGGAAUGAUCUUCAUGCCUUUCACUCCUCGAUGGCUCAUUCACCAUGGCCGGGAGCAAGACGCAAGAAGGACAUUGGCCCUUCUCAGGGCCAUGCCAGCCGAACAUGAACUUAUCGAGCUCGAAUUCCUUGAAAUCAAGGCACAGUCUCUGUUUGAAAAGAGGACUGUCGAAGCCAACUUCCCCCAUUUGUCAGAAUUGACCGCGAUGAACACCAUCAAGCUGCAAUUCGUGGCCAUUGGGUCUUUGUUCAAGACCAUGCCGAUGUUCCGUCGUGUCAUUGUGUCGACGGUCACCAUGUUUUUUCAGCAAUGGACAGGUAUCAAUGCCGUCUUAUAUUACGCCCCUCAGAUCUUCGGCUCUCUUGGUCUCUCCAACAAUACCACCUCGCUGCUAGCAACUGGAGUCGUCGGUAUUGCGAUGCUGCUAGCUACUAUCCCUGCAAUUCUGUACAUCGACAGAAUGGGAAGAAAGCCCGCACUUGCCAUUGGAGCACUUGGGAUGGGUCUUUGCCAUUUCAUCAUUGCCAUCAUAUUCGCCAAGAAUGAGCAUCAAUGGCCAACGCAUCACGCCGCGGGUUGGGCUGCUAUUGUCAUGGUCUGGCUGUUCGUCAUCCAUUUCGGCUGGUCAUGGGGACCUUGCGCCUGGAUUGUGGUUGCAGAGGUUUGGCCCCUCUCGGCUCGUCCAUAUGGUAUUGCCCUUGGUGCUUCAUCCAACUGGAUGAACAACUUCAUUGUUGGUCAAGUUACACCAGAUAUGAUUUCCGGAAUCCGAUAUGGGACAUUUAUUCUCUUCGGAUUGUUGAUCACCAUUGGUGCCGGCUUUGUCUGGUUCUUCGUCCCUGAGACCAAGCAGCUGACCCUCGAGGAGAUGGAUCUGGUGUUUGGUUCAAGCGGAGUCGCAGUAGCGGAUCAAGAGCGUAUGCGCCAGAUCAAUGCUGAGAUUGGCCUUGAUCGCAGAGUGUCUGCCGCUGGAGUACGUGGGAGCGAUGAACAGGUCGCGGAGGUGCAUGAGAAGAACGUCGAGUCCGAGAAAGCGUAGGUCGCUCUGGUAUUGUAACAACCCGUUAACGACAUGGACUCGUCUGGUGCUAGGAUGCUGUGUGUGGAAUGCUUGGAUGAGAUUGUUGUUCGUCUGCUUUGUCGUGCCUGCUAGAUGCGUGUGAAAAGAAGUCAAUCAGAAUGGGGCAGGAUCGGACAAGCUUUUCACGAAGAGUUCUUUGGACAUGAUUUCAUGGCCCUCGCCGACCUCGCAAUGAUCAGCGCUGAUGUUCCA